Molecule: messenger RNA, 1893 nt
Organism: Eublepharis macularius
Lineage: Eukaryota; Metazoa; Chordata; Lepidosauria; Squamata; Eublepharidae
Gene: CTCFL
Product: CCCTC-binding factor like
Exons: 10
Coding region: 1-1893 (630 amino acids)
Biological process (GO): regulation of DNA-templated transcription
Molecular function (GO): RNA polymerase II cis-regulatory region sequence-specific DNA binding; DNA-binding transcription factor activity, RNA polymerase II-specific
Source: RefSeq, a predicted model, not a curated record
AUGGAUCUCCUCGAGGCAGAACUGAGUGAGUUAUUCGCCCCAAUCAAAGGUGCUGAAAAUAUCGGGAAUAAAGCAGGAGGAUCCAGAGAAGAGAAUGGUGUAUCUCAGGGGAAUGUGGGCAGUUGCCAUUACAGUGACCAGGCCGAGAACCUCUAUCCCCUUUCGUUUGGUCGAAUGCUGGAAGAAGGAGAAGUUCCGUGUCCUCUUUCUUCAAGAGAAGGAGAGAAACGUCUUAUAUUGCUGAAGACGGUGCAGCUGAAAAUGGAGGAGGAGGGCUUCCAGCAGGGCGGCCCUACCUAUCUGCAGGACAGGCUACAAGCCGUGUUAUCCCAAGAGGCCAGCGUCUUGCAACCCUUAGAGGUGGCGCCGCAGAGCAACAGCAUCCAAGGGAACCCGGAGGAAGACUCGGCAGUAAGUUUUCUGGAAAGCGUUUAUACAGUCCAUGAAAUGGAAAUGAUGCCCGUGAACAGUCCAAAAGAAGCACAAGGGCUUGAGGAAGAUAAAAGGUCCACUGAAAAGACCCCGGAAGUCCUCUGGAUUAAGAUUAAUAGAAGCAAAGAUAUAGUUGCAGAUGACGGUAAGGUCCAGCAGCUGCCCGCAACUGAAGAGGAAAGGAUAAACAAUCCCUUUGCGGUUCAAGCAGCAAAGCUUCUGGGUGCUCGAAUUAAAGCUGGCUCCUUAUUGUUGCACACGCCGGAAAAUAAAGACCGAGAUGACGAAGGGAACGUGCUGCUGCGUUGCGAUUCCUGCACAUUCACCUCUUGCAGUGUGUCGAGCCUUAAUCGUCACGUGAAAAAACACUCCGAUGAAAAGCCCCACAUGUGCCACAUCUGUCUUAAGGCAUUCCGUACAGUUUCCUUGUUGCGCAACCAUGUGAACACCCACACAGGGACCAAACCGUACAAGUGUAGCGAGUGUGACAUGGCCUUUGUCACUAGUGGAGAGCUUUCACGGCACAGGCGUUAUAAACAUACUCUUGAGAAGCCCUUUAAGUGUUCGUUCUGUAACUAUUGUAGCGUGGAGGCAAGCAAGUUGAAGCGCCACAUCCGUUCGCACACGGGGGAGCGGCCUUACAGUUGUACUCUGUGUGCCUACGCUAGCAGAGACACUUACAAGCUGAAACGGCACAUGGUUACUCACUCAGGUGAAAAGCCCUUUGAGUGUGCGAUUUGUAAGGCCAGGUUCACGCAGGCUGGGACUCUUAAGUUCCAUAUAUUGCACAAACAUGGGGAAAACGUCCCAAAACACCAGUGUCCACGCUGCAAUACUUCUGUUGCACGGAAAGGUGAUUUAAGUAUCCACUUGCGAAAUCUCCAUUCCUAUAUUGAAGUGCCGCUCAAGUGCAAUUACUGUGACGGUACCUUUCACGAGCGUUAUGCCUUCAGACAGCACAAGAAGAUGCACCGGAAUGAGAAGAGAUUCAAAUGUGAUCAGUGCAAUUAUGCGUGCAAACAGGAACGUCACAUGGUUAUGCACAAGCGGACACAUACCGGUGAGAAACCCUUUGUCUGCACAGCUUGCAGCAAAUGCUUUCGGCAGAAGCAGCUGCUUACUGUUCACUUCAAGAAAUACCACGACUCCACUUUUAAGCCACGUGUCUAUGAUUGCCCUAAAUGUGGCAAGGGCUAUUCACGCUGGAAUAACAUGCGUAAGCAUGCUGAAAACUGUGGGAAAGCAAGAGUGGCUCGCCCCAGCAAAGAAAGCAAGCGCCAACAGAAAGACUGCAAGAGAGCAAGCCACGAUGCCAAACCAGAAGCAGUUACUUGUGUGAACUCUCAACACUACACCAUGUAUAGUAUUCCUGUUGCAACUUGGGAGAAAGAAGAGGUUCUGUUGGAAGAUGAGGAAUCAAGAGUGACAUGUGAAAUGAUCUUCAACUUGAUGGAUAAGUAG